This is a messenger RNA of Balaenoptera ricei (Rice's whale), 11009 nucleotides long. RefSeq names its product myosin XVA (gene MYO15A). The transcript is spliced from 64 exons. Gene Ontology annotation, molecular function: ATP binding; cytoskeletal motor activity; protein binding. Gene Ontology annotation, cellular component: myosin complex; cytoskeleton. Bases 1 to 10557 code for a protein of 3518 amino acids. The record is from RefSeq and is a predicted model, not a curated record. Lineage: Eukaryota; Metazoa; Chordata; Mammalia; Artiodactyla; Balaenopteridae.
AUGGCGAAGGAAGAAGAGGAUGAGAAGAAAGCCAAGAAAGGGAAGAAGGGGAAGAAGGCGCCGGAGCCGGAGAAGCCCAAGCGGAGCCUGAAGGGGACGUCGCGGCUGUUCAUGGGCUUCCGAGACCGCACGCCCAAGAUCUCCAAGAAGGGGCAGUUCCGGAGCGCGUCGGCCUUCUUCUGGGGCCUCCACACCGGACCCCAGAAGACCAAACGCAAGAAGAAGGCGCGCACGGUGCUCAAGUCCACGUCGAAGCUCAUGACGCAGAUGCGCGUGGGCAAGAAGAAGCGCGCCAUGAAGGGCAAGAAGCCGUCCUUCAUGGUGAUCCGCUUCCCUGGCCGGCGCGGCUACGGCCGCCUGCGCCCGCGUGCCCAGUCGCUCAGCAAGGCGUCCACGGCCAUCAACUGGCUCACCAAGAAAUUCCUCAUCAAGAAGGCCGAGGAGUCGGGCAGCGCGCAGGCCACGCUGGACGCCUGGCUGGACCGCUCCGGCUCCCGCAUGGGCUCACGCAAGCUGCCCUUCCCGUCGGGCGCCGAGAUCCUGCAGCCCGGGGGUCGCCUGCGCAGGUUCCCGCGCGCCCACAGCAUCUACGCGUCGGGCGAGCCCGUGGGCUUCCUGCCCUUCGAGGACGAGGCCCCGUUCCGGCACUCGGGCUCCCGCAGGUCGCUGUACGGGCUGGAGGGCUUCCAGGACCUGGGCGAGUACUACGACUACCACCGCGAGGGUGAUGACUACUACGACCGGCAGUCGCUGUACCAGUACGAGGAGGAGCCCUACCGGGGCGCCUACGGCCUCCACGGCCCGGCCUGGCCGCCCUAUGACUACCUGCACGGAUACCCGCCCGAGAACCCCUACGACUACUACGGCCCAGACUACUACGGGGGCUCCUUCUACUCCGACUACGGCUACCGCUAUGGCUACGACGACUACGAGCCUCCCUACGCGCCCCCGUCGGGGUUCGCGUCUCCCUACGGCUACUACGACGCAUACGCCGGCGAGGCGCAACCUCACGGCUACUACCAGGACUCCUACGCCCCUUCCGACGCGCUUUACCCGCCCUACCCGCCCUACCCGCCCUACGACCUCACCUACGACCUCCCGUAUGCCAGGCCCUACCCGGAUACCUACGGGGCGCCCUACCCGGAUACCUACGGGGCGCCCUACCCGGACGCCUACGCGCCGCCCUACCUGGAUCCCUACGCGCCGCCCUACAGCGUCCCCUACGGUGCCUCCCACGGAGUCCCCUACGCCGAAGGCAUCUAUGGUGGCGGGGACCAGGCCAUCUACCCCCCCGAGGGGCCCUAUCUUCCGCCGGAGCAGUCGGCCUUCGCAUACCCGUGGGUGCCGCCGCCCAUCCUGUCGCCUCACAACCCGUACGCCCACCCCAUGGACGACAUCGCGGAGCUGGAGGAGCCCGAGGAGGCGGGCGGUGAGCGGCAGGGCACCUCCUUCCGCCUGCCCAGCGCCGCCUUCUUCGAGCAGCAGGGCAUGGACAAACCCGCCAGGUCCAAGUUGUCCCUCAUCCGCAGGUUCCGCCUCUUCCCGAGGCCCCAAGUGAAGCUGUUUGGGAAGGAGAAGUUGGACGUGCCCCUGCCGCCCUCCCUGGACAUCCCUCUGCCCUUGGGAGAUACAGACGAAGACGAAGAAGAGGAUGAGAUACCGCCGCUCCCCCCGGUGCCCUACGGCCACCCCUUCUGGGGCUUCCUCACGCCGCGGCAGCGCCGCCUCCAGCGCGCCCUCUCGGCCUUCGGCGCCCCCCGGGGCCUGGGCUUCAGCUCGGACUUCAGAUGCCCAGCGCCGCGCCCGGCCACUUCGCUGGCGCGGUUCCUCAAAAAGACCCUGUCGGAAAAGGAGCCCAUCCCACGGCUGAGGGGCAGCCAGAAGGCCCGGGCGCGAGGCCCGGCGGUCAGGGAGGCGGCCUACAAGCGCUUCGGCUACAAGCUGGCCGGCAUGGACCCCGACCGGCCCGGCACGCCCAUCGUGCUGCGGAGGGCGCAGGCGCGCGUGCGCAACAACAACAACUCCCGCCGUCCGCCGACCCCGCCGCGCGCCCCCGGCCCCGCCCCCGGCCCCGGCCCCGGCCCCGGCCCCGCCGGCCUGACCCCGGGCCUGCCUCCAACUGCCUCGCCCUACGGCUCGCUCCGCCGGCACCCGCCGCCCUGGGCCGCCCCGGCUCACGUGCCCCUCGCACCCCAGGCCAGCUGGUGGGCCUUGGCCGAGCCCCCGCCCGUGAGCCCCGAGGGGCCCCCUGACCCUCUGGCCUUCCCCGGACCUUGGCUCUCUUUCAGGGGCUCCCGCCGGCGGGGCGCGGCCUUCGGCUUCCCCGGGCCCUCACCCCGGCCCUCGCUGAGGAGCCCGCCCCGCCUGGGGUACCGCUCACCCCUGGGGCCCCGCUCGCCCCUGGGGCCCUUGUCCCCCCAGCCCUCCGUCCGCCGCGGCCCCUUCCGGCCGCCCUUCUCGCCGCCGCCCUGCCGUCCCCGCUCGCUGCGGGAGCCCCCGUCCCCGCGCCGAGCCUCGGGGCGCCCGGGCGCACCCCGGUCGCCCAUGCUGGGCUCCCCGCGGCCGCCCUCGCCACCCCCUCUGCUGGGCCCCAGCCCGCGAAACCGCUCGCUCAACUUGCCCUCGCGCCUCCCGCGCACGUGGCGCAGCCUCAGCGAGCCUCCCACCAGGGCUGUGAAGCCCCGGCCGCGCCAGCCCUUCCCCCUGCCACCCGGCCCUGGGUCUUGGCGGGCGGCUGCUGCUGCCGCUGCCCCUGUUCCUGAGCACCGCGAGAGCCAGCGCGAGCCCGAGGACUCGGAGACGCCCUGGACAGUGCCCCCGCUGGCCCCCAGCUGGGACGUGGACAUGCCUGACACCCACCGGCCACCCUCGCCCUGGCCGGGAGGCCCAGGCAGCCUCCGUGGCUUCUCCAGGCCACCCCCUCCACCCCCAAACCCCUUCCUCCAGCACGUGGGCCCAGGGCUAUCCCCUGCUCCCCAGCCUGAAGAUCCCGCCUCUGACUCAACCGGUAUCUUCCUGGGUAGACACCACGACCCAGGGCCUGGACAGCUGACCAAAUCAGCCAACCCGAGCCUCAAGAAGCCUGAAGAAGAGGCCUGCCCGGAGGACCCCCAGCCACCAGCAGAGCCUGAACGCCCGACCCUGACACCCGCUAAGGAUUUCCUCUCAGAGCGGAAAGCACUGAGGCUCAGCUUCUCCUACCCGCUGGCCACCUCUGAGCAGAUGAGGGCCACGUGGCCACCAUGGCGCCGCUGGGGGACACUGCCCAGGGCCCCAGCCCCCUUGGCGCCCUCUGGGGCCCCAGGACCCCUGCCCAAGGCAGGUGAAUGGCUCCAGGCAAGCCCUGGGCGUUUUGCUGUGGUCAUGCCUCGUGUGCAAAAGCUGAGCUCUUUUCAGCGAGCUUGUCCUGCUACCCAGCAGCCUCCCAUCCAGGAGCCAGAGCCCAGGCCCAGGCUGAGAGCCUGGAGUCUGCUCUGGUCCCGCCUCUGGCUGCCGGCGGAGGCCCACCAACCCUGCACACGAGUACACGCUCGCCCCCCGUCCUGCCGCCUGCGCCCUGGAGCUGCCUGCCUGCCCCACGGGGGCUCCGGGGAAAAGGUUGGCCCCAAAGGCUGGUGGAACAAGAUGCACUCCAUCCGCAACCUGCCGUCCACACGGUUCCGCGAGCAGCAGCGGGAGGACGGCGUGGAGGACAUGACGCAGCUGGAAGACCUCCAGGAGACCACUGUGCUGGCCAACCUCAAGACCAGAUUUGAACGGAACCUCAUCUACACGUACAUCGGCAGCAUCCUGGUGUCGGUGAACCCGUACCGGAUGUUUGGAAUCUACGGGCUGGAGCAAGUGCAGCAGUACAGCGGGCGGGCGCUGGCUGAGAAUUCCCCGCACCUCUUUGCAAUUGCAAAUCUCGCCUUCGCCAAAAUGCUCGAUGCCAAACAGAACCAGUGCAUAAUCAUCAGCGGAGAGAGCGGCUCUGGAAAAACUGAGGCCACGAAGCUGAUUCUGCGCUACCUGGCUGCCAUGAACCAGAAACGGGGCGUCACACGGCAGAUAAAGAUCCUGGAGGCCACACCCCUCCUGGAGUCCUUCGGUAACGCCAAAACUGUCAGGAAUGACAACUCCAGCCGCUUCGGGAAGUUUGUGGAGAUCUUUCUGGAAGGGGGCGUGAUUUCUGGUGCCAUAACCUCUCAGUACCUGCUUGAGAAAUCCAGGAUCGUGUUUCAGGCCAAAAACGAGAGGAACUACCACAUCUUCUACGAGCUGCUGGCCGGGCUGCCCGCCCAGCUCCGGCAGGCCUUCAGCCUGCAGGAGGCCGAGACCUACUACUACCUGAACCAGGGUGGGAACUGUGAGAUCUCAGGGAAGAGCGACGCGGACGACUUCCGCCGGCUGCUGGCCGCCAUGGAGGUGCUGGGCUUCAGCGCCGAGGACCAGGACAGCAUCUUCCGCAUCCUGGCCUCCAUCCUGCACCUGGGCAACGUCUACUUUGAGAAGUAUGAGACGGACGCACAGGAGGUUGCCUCGGUGGUGAGCGCCCGGGAGAUCCAGGCCGUGGCCGAGCUGCUGCAGGUCUCCCCCGAGGGCCUGCAGAAGGCCAUCACCUUCAAAGUGACCGAGACGAUGCGAGAGAAGAUCUUCACCCCCCUGACCGUGGAGAGCGCCGUGGAUGCCAGGGAUGCCAUCGCCAAGGUCCUGUACGCGCUGCUGUUUGGCUGGCUCACCGCCAGGGUCAACGCGCUGGUGUCCCCGCAGCAGGACGCGCUGUCCAUCGCCAUCCUGGACGUCUAUGGCUUCGAGGACCUGAGCUUCAACAGCUUCGAGCAGCUGUGCAUCAACUACGCGAACGAGAGCCUCCAGUACCUCUUCAACAAGAUCGUCUUCCAGGAGGAGCAGGAGGAGUACAUCCGCGAGCAGAUCGACUGGCGGGAGAUCGCCUUCGCCGACAAUCAGCCCUGCAUCAACCUCAUCUCGCUGAAGCCCUACGGCAUCCUGCGCAUCCUCGACGACCAGUGCUGCUUCCCGCAGGCCACAGACCACACAUUUCUGCAGAAGUGCCAUUACCACCAUGGCGCCAACCCACUCUACUCCAAACCCAAGAUGCCACUGCCCGAGUUCACCAUCAAGCACUAUGCGGGCAAAGUCACCUACCAGGUGCACAAGUUCCUGGACAAGAACCAUGACCAGGUGCGCCAGGACGUGCUGGACCUGUUUGUGCGGAGCCGGACACGGGUGGUGGCACACCUCUUCUCCAGCCACGCCCUGCAGGCUGCCCCUCAGCGCCUGGGCAAGAGCAGCUCCGUCACCCGGCUCUACAAGGCGCACACGGUGGCCGCUAAGUUCCAGCAGUCGCUCCUGGAUCUGGUGGAAAAGAUGGAGAGGUGUAACCCCUUGUUCGUCAGGUGCCUGAAGCCCAACCACAAGAAGGAGCCAGGCCUCUUUGAGCCAGAGGUGGUGAUGGCCCAGUUACGCUAUUCGGGGGUGCUGGAGACUGUGCGGAUCCGCAAGGAGGGCUUUCCGGUGCGGCUGCCCUUCCAGGUGUUCAUCAACAGGUACCGCUGUCUAGUGGCCCUCCAGCACAACCUACCAGCCAGUGGGGACAUGUGUGUGUCUGUGCUGAGCCGCCUGUGCACGGUCACGCCAAACAUGUACCGCGUCGGCAUCAGCAAGCUGUUCCUGAAGGAGCACCUGCACCAGCUGCUGGAGGGCAUGCGGGAGCACGUCCUGAACCUGGCGGCCCUCACGCUGCAGCGCUGCCUCCGCGGCUUCUUCAUCCAGCGGCGCUUCCGCUCCCUGCGCCGCAAGAUCAUCUUGCUGCAGAGCCGGGCCCGUGGCUACCUGGCCAGGCAGCGGUAUCAGCAGAUGAGGAGGCGUCUGGUGAAGUUCCGGGCCCUGGUGCACACGUGCACAAGCCACCGGCGUCACCUCAAGGAGCUGAGCAAGCGGCAGGUGGUGUCUGUGGGGCACCUGGAGGUCCCGGUGGAGCUGGCUGGGCUCCUGCGAGCAGUGGCGGGCCUCAGGACGGGCCAGGUGCCCCGGGUGGCCCCCGUGCGGACUCCCCGGCUUCAGGCUGAGCCCCGGGUCACGCUGCCCCUGGAUAUCAACAACUACCCCAUGGCCAAGUUUGUCCGGUGCCACUUCAAGGAACCUGCCUUCGGGAUGCUGACACUGCCCCUGAGGACGCCCCUCACACGGCUGCCGGCGGAGUAUCAUGCAGAGGCCGUGGGCAUCUUCAAGCUGAUCCUGCGUUUCAUGGGCGACCCCCAGCUGCAUGGAGCCCGGGACCAUGUCUUCGGGAACUACAUCGUGCAGAAAGGGCUGGCGGUGCCCGAGCUGCGGGAUGAGAUCCUGGCGCAGCUGGCCAACCAGGUGUGGCGCAACCCCAGUGCCCACAACGCUGAGCGGGGCUGGCUCCUGCUGGCCGCCUGCCUUGGCGGCUUUGCGCCUUCCCCGCGCCUCGACAAGUACCUGCUCAAGUUUGUGUCUGAUUAUGGGCGGAAUGGCUUCCAGGCUGUGUGUCAACAUCGCCUCAUGCAGGCCAUGGGCCAGGCCCAACAGCAGGGCCCUGGCGCUGCCCGCACCUUCCCUCCGACCCAGCUCGAGUGGACAGCAACCCAGGAGAAGGCCGGGAUGGCGCUGGACGUGGGCUGCUUCAACGGUGACCAGCUCUCCUGCCCAGUGCACUCCUGGAGUACGGGGGAAGAGGUGGCCGGAGACAUUCUGAGGCACAGGGGGCUGGCCGACGGCUGGCGGGGCUGGACGGUGGCUAUGAAGAAGGGGGUCCAGUGGGCAGAGCUGGCCGGCCACGACUACGUGCUGGACCUGGUGUCGGACCUCGAGCUACUCAGGGAGUUCCCGCGACAGAAAGCCUACUUCAUCGUGGGUGCAGAGGGGCCCACGGCUGGCAGGGGAGGUCCCAGGGUUUUUGGAAACAGCUGGGACUCGGACGAGGAUGUGCCCACUAGGCCCCAGCCCCCGGGGCACGUGCCCGUCGUGGCCAACUCCGAUGGGUACUGCAGCCACAAUGAGGACGGUACAAAUGGGGAGAUUGAGGCACAGAGAGGGACAGCGACCCACCAAGACUCGGACGGCCGUGGGGAGCCCGCUGUGCCCCACAAAGGACUGGACUGCUACCUGGAUAGCCUCUUCGACCCCGUGCUGUCCUACGGGGAUGCGGACCUGGAGAAGCCAACAGCCAUUGCCUACCGCAUGAAAGGGGGAGGCCAACCUGGUGGAGAUGGCAGUGGCGGCAGCAAAGGCACCCCCCGGAGACCUCCAGAGCCAAAGCCAAAGCUAAUUCCAGGCCUGGACGCCCCCACGUUGGCCCUGCAGCAAGCCUUCCUCCACAAGCAGGCUGUGCUGCUGGCCCGGGAGAUGACCCUGCAGGCCAUGGCGCUCCAGCAGCAGCCCCUGAGUCCCAGCCCAAGGCCAUCGCCCCCAGAGAAACCCCUAGCGCCAGAGGCCCGGCCGAAGUUCGUAGGCACUGGACUCCCGGCCAAGCCCGUGCUCUUGCGCUCCGCUCCAAAGCCUGUGGCUCCUGCUCCUCUGGUCAAGGCCCUGAGGCCCCCCACCAAGCCCGUGGCUGCCCCCAUUCUAGCUCAGGGCCGGGCUUCUCCAGAAUCCACUUCGCCCGGCCUAGAGCUGGUCCGGUCCUCGACCCUCAACUCGGAGCACUUCCCGCAGCCCACGCAGCAGAUCAAGGACAUCGUCAGGCAGCACCAGCAGCCGCCCCGGGGAGGCCGGCCCGAGGCCUUCAGGAAGGACGGCGGGAGGGUGUUCGUGAAGCGGCCAGACCCCCACGAGGAGGCCCUGAUGAUCCUGAGGGGGCAGAUGAGCCAUGCAGCGGCAGCACCUGGCACCCAGGUCCCCAGAGAGGCCGUAGCCCUGGUGAAGCCAGUGACCAGCACACCAAGGCCAUCCGUGGGGCCCGCUCCAGCGCUGUCCUCACGGUCCCUGGAGCCGGCCGAGGACCCCGUGCAGACGCGGCUGCACCGCCUCCUCAGCCCCGACUUCUACGGCUACCAGGAUGCCCCCUGGCAGAUCUUCCUGCGCAAAGAGGUGUUCUACCCCAAGGACAGCUACAGCCACCCCGUGCCGCUGGACCUGCUGUUCCGCCAGAUCCUGCACGACACACUCUCCGAGGCCUGCCUGCGCAUCUCUGCGGAGGAGAGGCUCCAGAUGAAAGCCCUGUUUGCCCAGAACCAGCUGGACACACAAAGGCCUUUGGUGACGGAGAGUGUGAAGCGGGCCGUGGUCAGCAUUGCACGCGACAGCUGGGAGGUCUAUUUCUCCCGCCUCUUCCCUGCCACGGGCAGCGUGGGCACCGGCGUGCAGAUCCUAGCUGUGUCCCACACGGGCAUCAAACUCCUGCGCGUGGUCAAGGGCAGCCACGAGGCCGGUGGGCAGCUUCGGGUCCUGCGCACAUACAGCUUUGCAGAUAUCCUGUUUGUGACCAUCCCCUCCCAGAACAUGCUGGAGUUCAACUUGGCCAGCGAGAAGGUCAUUCUCUUCUCAGCCCGAGCUCACCAGGUCAAGACCCUGGUGGACGACUUCAUCCUGGAGCUGAAGAAGGACUCGGACUACGUGGUCGCUGUGAGGAACUUCCUGCCUGAGGACCCAGCGCUGCUGGCCUUCCACAAGGGCGACAUCAUCCACCUGCAGCCCCUGGAGCCACCUCGAAUGGGCUACAGUGCUGGCUGUGUGGUCGGCAAGAAGGUCGUGUACCUGGAGGAGCUGCGGCGUCGAGGUCCUGACUUCGGUUGGCGAUUUGGGACCAUCCAUGGGCGUGUGGGCCGCUUCCCUUCCGAGCUGGUGCAGCCUGCGGCUGCCCCCGACUUUCUGCAGCUGCCUGCCGAGCCGGGCCGGGGCCGCGCUGCCGCCGUGGCCGCUGCCGUGGCCUCCACUGCCGCUGCCCGGGAGGUGGGCCGCAGGAGGGAGGGUCCCCCAGUCAGGGCUGGCUCCGCGGACCACGGGGAGGACGGCCUGGCUCUCCCACCGUACACAAUGCUCGAGUUUGCCCAGAAGUAUUUCCGAGACCCUCAGAGGAGACCCCAGGACGGCCUCAGGUCGAAAUCCAAGGAGGGUCGGGAGUCCAGAACCUUGGAGGACAUGCUUUGCUUCACCAAGACCCCGCUCCAGGACUCCCUCAUUGAGCUCAGCGACAGCAGCCUCAACAAGAUGGCCACAGACAUGUUUCUAGCUGUGAUGCGGUUCAUGGGGGAUGCCUCGCUGAAGGGCCAGAGUGAACUGGACGUGCUUUGCACCCUCCUGAAGCUGUGCAGGGACCAUGAGGUCAUGCGGGACGAGUGUUACUGCCAAGUUGUGAAGCAGAUCACAGACAACACCAGCACCAAGCAGGACAGCUGCCAGCGAGGCUGGAGGCUGCUGUACAUCGUGGCUGCCUACCGCAGCUGCUCCGAAGUCCUCCAGCCACACCUCGUUCGCUUCCUCCAAGCCGUGGGCCGGACCCCGGGCCUGCCCUUCCAGGGGAUUGCCAAGGCCUGUGAGCAGAACCUGCAGAGAACACUGCGCUUCGGUGGCCGUCUGGAGCUCCCCGGCAGCAUGGAGCUUCGGGCCGUGUUGGCCGGCCGCAGUUCCAAGAGGCAGCUCUUUCUUCUCCCCGGAGGCCUCGAGCGCCAUCUCAAGAUCAAAACGUGCACUGUGGCCCUGGACGUGGUGGAGGAGAUCUGUGCUGAGAUGGCUCUGACCCGCCCCGAGGCCUUUGAUGAGUAUGUCAUCUUUGUUGUCACCAACCGAGGCCAGCACGUGUGCCCACUCAGCCGCCGCGCCUACAUCCUGGACGUGGCCUCGGAGAUGGAGCAGGUGGACGGUGGCUACACGCUGUGGUUCCGGCGCGUGCUCUGGGAUCAGCCGCUCAAGUUCGAGAAUGAGCUCUACGUGACCAUGCACUACAACCAGGUGCUGCCCGACUACCUGAAGGGCCUGUUCAGCAGCAUGCCGGCCGGCCAGCCCGGCGAGCAGCAGCUGCAGCAGGUGUCCAAGCUGGCCGCGCUGCAGCACCGAGCCAAGGACCAUUUCUACCUGCCCAGCACGCGCGAGGCCCAGGAGUACAUCCCAGCCCAGCUCUACCGCACUGUGGCCGGCUCGGCGUGGCUCAGCCUGCUCGGCCAGCACCGGCAGCAGAUGCAGGCGCUCAGCCCCCACCAGGCUCGCGCCCAGUUUCUGGGCCUCCUCAGCGCCUCGCCCAUGUUCGGCUCCUCCUUCUUCUCCGUCCAGAGCUGCAGCAACGUCGCGGUGCCCGCCCCCUGCGUCCUGGCGGUCAACCAGAACGGCCUCAACUUCCUCAGCACCGAGACGCACGAGCUGAUGGUGAAGUUCUCCCUGAAGGAGAUCCAGUCGACGAGGACCCAGCGGCCCACGGCCAGCUCCAGCUACCCGUACGUGGAGAUCGCACUGGGGGAUGUGGCGGCCCAGCGCACCAUGCAGCUGCAGCUGGAGCAGGGCCUGGAGCUGUGUCGCGUGGUGGCCGUGCACGUGGAGAACCUGCUCAGUGCCCGUGAGAAGCGGCUCACGCUGCCCCCCAGCGAGAUCACGCUGCUCUGACCCAGCCCCCAGCCCCCAGCUGCCCUGUGCCAGGAGGCUUGCUGUGUGGUCCCAGGGGAGUUACUGGGCCAGAACCUUAGGGGAGACCAAGAGGCAGUAGGUGGCGUGGCGCAAGCCCCCAGGAACCUGAGAAGACUGAUCCUGAGUUAGGAUGGAGUUGCAGUGUGCAAACUUGGGUCAGAUGGCAGGAGGGACUUCCAAAGACUUGACCAGUGGGGCCUCCUGCCACCUACCACUGUGGCCCUGCCCCGACUCCCCCUGCGGCAGGGAAGCCCCACACCAGUAGCCUAGACAAACUGAACCUGCUUUUGCUUUCCUUGGGGUCUGAUGUUCAAAUCUCCAUCUCCCUGUCCUGGUCCCUCACAUGUCCCCCUCAGGUGCCCCUGCACUGCUGCGGAGCUUGGAUUCCUGGCUCUUGGUCAUUUCUGUGCAAAUAAAAGGUACGCCUGGCA